CAUACUCGACGCACGUCCCAACUUCGGCUCCGUGGCCGAAGGCCACCACCACCAUCACUACCACCACCGAUUCUAUUCUUCUUAUAUUUUUUUUUCUUUCUUUCUUUCUUUUACACUCACCUCUCUUUGAUCCUUUUAAAUUAUUUCUUUCAUAAAUCGCGAAAUAAAUUGUGUUUCUUUGAUAAACACAUUUUCAAUUAAUUUUUAUUCGAACGAAGGAUCAAACGUUCGAUCAAGUGUUCUAGGAAUUAAACAACUAAAAAUUUGGACUGAGGGGAACAGGGAGGAAAGGAGGAUGGUGUUUUAAUUUUUGUUUAAAACAAAUUUUUUAGGAAACUAAUAUACAUAUAUAUAUAUAUAUUGAUCACAAGGAAAAGGAAGAAAUAUGACAUCGGAACGGUUUCACAAGGCUGCACGAGACGGUGCAUUGGAAAUUUUGAAGGAAGCAACUAAGAAGGACUGCAACACGCGAGACGAAGGUGGAAUGACCCCAACGUUAUGGGCAGCCUUCGAAGGUCACAUAGAUGCCCUGAGACUGCUCGUCGCCAGAGGGGGUGACCCGGACAAAAGCGAUUAUUUCGGUAAUACAGCUCUUCAUCUAGCGGCAGCAAGGGGUCACGAAUAUUGCGUCAAAUUUCUCGUCAAAUUUGGUUGCAACAUUUGGUCAUUGGACAUAGACAGACAUUCUGCUAGAGAAUUGGCAGCGAUCAAUGGCAGGGAAAGGAUAUUGCAAUUUUUAGAUUUGGCACAGUCCGAUCAGGAAUUGAAUAAUCGAAAAAAGAGUCGUUUGUUGAGAGAAAAAGCUGAGAAGGAUGCUGAGAAAAGGUUGAAAGAAUACAUGAAGAAACAAAAGAUGGCCGAGGUAAAAGCAGAAAAGGUACAAAAGAAAUUGUUGAAGGAUCGAUCGAAAUCUGAUCUGGAUACUUUACACGAGACCAAUAUUCUAGCUCACAGGCCAGCAUUAAUGACUUUCAAAGGUCGUAUCAAACCUUCUCCAACGUUUAGCGAUAUAGUUGGUACCACUACGAAGAAACAUGGUAGUGCUGUUUGUAGAAAAGCUUUGGCUAAAAAGGCUGUUGAUGAUUUUAAGAUAAUCGAAAUUGAAGUAGACGGUAGAAAAUCCGUACGUAGUUUGACCGGUCUUAGAAGGGAUUCGGAAAUAAUGUACGUGGGAACGUACGAAUCACAGGCUCAACAAAUUGGAAGAAGAGGAAAGAUAGCAGAUGUUUGGGGUACGUUAAGCAAGGCACAAAGUACACCGGAUCUUUUGGGUGAUCGUUCAUGUGACGAGGAAGAUGAGGAUGAAGAUGGUCAAGAUGAGGAACGAUCUAACAAGAUUGUCAGAGAUAUUGGAAUACUUCGUGAACAAGGGAGUAUCUUUGAUCGACCUGGUUUUGGAUCGGUUGCAUUCAGAAGACCGAUAACAGCAACGCUCGACAAUUUGCCUGUCACGCAAACAGACGUUCAUCUGCAGAACGGUAAUGGUUCGUGCGUGAAUGGUUCGAUAAAUGGUUCUACGAAUGGUCACAGGAUCGUUGCAAAUGGUCAAAAUGAGGAGAUUAGUAUAGGAAGUGCGGGUAGCUUAGCACGUAGACAAAGCAUGUGGGACGAUGAAUUAUUAUCAGAAGAUGACGAAACAGACGAGGAAUGGACACCCUUGCAAAGAUUUUUAGUUGCAAAUAAUUUAUCAUCGAUACAUACGAUCUUAGAAGCUGAACAAAUUGAUUUGGAAGCAUUGAUGUUACUCACCGAUGCGGACAUUGCAGCCCUCAAACUUCCGUUGGGACCUAGGAGAAAGCUUACUAAUGCUAUAGCCAACAGGAAAAAGGCAUUUGACGCAUCAGAGAACGUCAUCAAGGACAGCAUACUCUAACAAAUUUUUAUACUUUUGUUUUGUACAUUUUUCAAUCUUUUAUGUCCUCAUCUUCUCUUAUUUUUGGU
Molecule: messenger RNA, 1941 nt
Organism: Polistes dominula (European paper wasp)
Lineage: Eukaryota; Metazoa; Arthropoda; Insecta; Hymenoptera; Vespidae
Gene: Sans
Product: SAM_USH1G_HARP domain-containing protein Sans
Molecular function (GO): protein binding
Source: RefSeq, a predicted model, not a curated record